CACACACACCCACUCUCACACACUCUGUCUAGUACCUAACUUCUUGGACUAUUGCUGCAGCGCUACAGUGAGGUACGCUCGGAUUGUUCAAAUACAUGUGGCUGUGCUGCAGAGCUCUGCUGGAGGUAGCUGCUUUCCCCGGGGGACCUUAAGUGUACAGAUGGUUUGAGCAGUCAAGAGAAAACUUUAUGACAGCUAAUUUCAGCUCUGCUGUACUUCCCCUUUUGACUGGCUCUGAAGCUACUGGGUUUUAUGGAGCUGAAAAGGCAGCCUUUGAUGUGAAUUCUGCUUGUUUCUUCUUCUUGUGGAUUCUUUUUUUUAAAUAUCACUUUUUGUUGGAAUACCCUGGCAGUCUGAAGGAAAAAUCUAUAAGCCUUAUAAUGGACGACCACAGUGGCUCCAACAACAGCCCCCAGUCAGGCAGGGCGAGGCAGAAUGUCAUUAAGUGUGGGUGGCUAAGAAAGCAAGGGGGCUUUGUCAAGACUUGGCACACACGCUGGUUUGUUCUCAAGGGGGACCAGCUUUAUUAUUACAAAGAUGAAGAUGAAACUAAAGCACUGGGAACCAUUUUCCUACCCGGAAACAGAGUCACUGAGCAUCCAAUCAAUGGCGAGGAACCUGGAAAAUUUCUUUUCGAGGUUGCCCCAGGUGGAGAUCGGGAGCGGAUGACAUCCAAUCAUGAAACAUACCUUCUUAUGGCCAGCACCCAGAAUGACAUGGAGGAUUGGGUAAAGACCAUUCGCAGAGUCAUAUGGGCCCCGUUUGGUGGAGGUAUUUUUGGUCAGAAGCUGGAGGAGACGGUUCGAUUUGAGAGGAGAUUUGGGAACAAGAUGGCUCCCAUGCUGGUGGAGCAGUGUGUGGAUUUCAUUCGACUGAGAGGGCUCAAGGAAGAGGGGCUCUUCAGGCUGCCUGGACAAGCCAACUUGGUCAAGGAAUUACAGGAUGCCUUUGACUGUGGGGAAAAGCCAUCAUUUGACAGCAAUACAGAUGUGCACACAGUUGCCUCCUUGCUCAAGCUAUAUUUAAGAGAGCUUCCAGAGCCAGUCAUUCCUUUCGCAAAAUAUGAAGAAUUUCUGACCUGCACUAAACUUCUCACCAAGGAUGAAGAAACUGGGAUGAAGGAUCUGAUUACGCAAGUAAAGAGCUUGCCUCCAGUCAAUUACAACUUACUUCAGUACACCUGCAGAUUCCUGGAUGAGGUCCAGUCCUAUUCAGGUGUUAACAAGAUGAGUGUUCAGAACCUGGCCACUGUCUUUGGACCAAACAUUCUGCGUCCUAAAAUGGAGGACCCUAUGACAAUCAUGGAAGGUACAGUGCUGGUGCAGCAGCUAAUGUCUGUACUGAUCGGAAAGCAUGACCAGGUGUUCCCCAAAGAAGAGGAGAAUCAAACUGCACUAGAGGUCUGCAACAACAACGCAACCCAAACCAAACUAACGACUGGCCAGCUUCAGAACAAAGAGAACAACAACACAAAGGAGAACUCUGUUAGACAGUGCUCCUGGGAGAAACCUGAAUCUCCACAAAGAAACAGUGCGGACAACGGUUCCCCAACCUCCUUGGGUGGCAACAGGUCAGGCAGCCCACGGAACAGCCUGACAGGAAAAUUCGAUAUAACAAGAAGCCCCCCUCUCAUGGUAAAGAAGAAUCCAGCCUUUAACAAAGGCAGUGGUAUAGUGACCAAUGGGUCCUUCAGCAGCUCGGCAGACGUUCAGGAGAAGAGUCAGACCCUGCCUAACGGUAGCCUGCAGGCCAGGAGGACAUUGUCAUUGAAAGGCUCAGGGACUAAAAUGGGCACCGGCAGUGUGCCAAAUGGAGGAGUGAGAAUGGGCCUUUCGAGCACUGAUGUAAUGAGCGGCACCCUAAAUGGUCGUAAUGGUAUAUGGAUGCCCAAUGGGUAUGUCACAAUGAGGGACAAUAAACAAAAGGACUCUGUUAAUGACCCGUCGACGCAGCAGAACAGACUGUCCACCUACGACAAUGUUCAGCAGCAGUCCUCCGUGGUGAACUGUGAGGACAAGCAGAGUGUGGACAGUGCCACGUGGUCCACCUCAUCUUGCGAAAUCUCAUUACCGGACAACUCCAACUCCUGUCGUUCUUCCACGACCACCUGCCCUGAGCAGGACUUCUUUGGUGGGAAUUACGAGGAUCCAAUCUUAGACGGACCUUCACAAGAUGACCUUUCUCAGCCUGUUGAGUUUGAUGCCAAGUUUGACCGGCGGAGUGGAGGAGGCCGCAGCAGUCGGGCCACAAGCAGCAGUGACAACAGUGAAACGUUUGUAGUGAACACGACCAGCAACCACAGUGCCCUGCAUAGUCUCGUAGCCAGCUUAAAGCAGGAAAUGGCAAAGCAGAAGACAGAGUUUGAGUCAAGAAUAAAGAGCCUGGAACAGAGGAACUUUGAACUAGAAACAGAAAUGGUAUCGCUACAUGAUGAACUGGAUCAGGAGAGGAAGAAGUACACAAUGGUAGAAAUAAAAAUGAGGAAUGCUGAACGGGCCAAGGAAGACGCCGAAAAGAGAAAUGAAAUGCUGCAAAAGGAAAUGGAGCAGUUUUUUUCCACGUUUGGGGAACUGACAGUGGAUCCUCGGAGGCCUGAGAGAGGCAAUACUAUAUGGAUCCAGUGAACCGUGGACAAUACAGGGCCAGGGCCCUUCAGAGAAGACUGUUGCUCUGAGGGUGGGGUAUCAGGUGGCUGGUCACCUGACUGAGGCUAGCACUCAUGUCAUGAACCUAGAAGGAAAACCAAGGUGGAUUUCCUGCAAGUAUUUUUAUUGUGUACUUACCAAAUAUAUAAUCUAUAAAGUCCUUCUAUGUUACUGUUAAGUGUUAUAGCUGGUUGUGCAUAUAGCUAAAAAAAAGAACUAUGUCAACAAAAAAUUAUGCAUCUGGUAUAAGGAAUAUUUUAAUGCAAGUGUUGUGGUUAAACUGAUAAUUCAUAUUGUUGUGUUGCAUUUAAGCUUUACAUCAAGGAUUUCCCUUGCACUUAACAUUAAUUCUUCUUAUUAUUAUUUGCAUUGUGGUACUGUCAGCCUUUUUUCACUCCUAUUCUGGGUUUUAUUCAGAAGAAAAGUGGUAACAAUAAUUGUGGCUAUGCAUUAUGUGCCAUUAGGCUUGUCCAUGACCAAAAAAAGAAAAAUAUUUUCUAAAAUAUAAUAGAUGCAUUACCUUUGCUUCCUUUGUCUUUAUAUUACAUACUGUAGAUUUACUUCCACAAGUUUAUAAAGGGACGGAUUUCGAAUGGCAAAAUGGAAUACAGCAUUUAGUGGUGACCAUGUAUUAAAAACUUAAUAACUGCUCAACCAAUAACAUUUUAAAGUAAAUUGAUAGUAAUAGUAAUCAAACAAUCUUUGCACACUGGGAGCCACUAUCCAUUUGACAAUAAGCUAGUUUGUCAUGAUAAACCAAAUUCCAACAAACAAGUUAUAAAAUACCCGUUGAGAGCUGUCAUCAAAUUUGUUGUAAAUUUAGGGGUCUGACUGCACCUUGUAUUAAAAACUUUUAACGAUAGCUUAUAUUUAGUAGUAAAUUAAUAUUAAUCUUCCCAGCGUUCAAACAAGCUUUCCACUACAAGAGCUGCUAUCUAAUUGUCAAGAAGCUGUUUGUGAUGAUUAAUCAAUCAGCACACAGCCACAGUGACAGCAUGGCUGGUCUGUACGAAAGCGCAAUCAAAUGAAGUCAAAGACAGCCAGGUGACUCAUAGGCGCUUGGGGUGGCAAAUAGGAGCUACCGGUCCAUCAUCAGAUCUCAGUCUACUCUUUGAUCCAAACUCGUGUGUCAACAAAUUGUUUUACUUGGUGUUGUAUCCAUGAUACAAAAAAUUUUUUAAAAUCCUUUAUCAUUCAAACCUUAAAAAACACACACAUCAGUUUCCAAUUUCAAAGUUUUCCUUUAUUUUCAGUCACAUACAUAUAUUUAUUUUUACAUACAUGGUACCUUUAAAAUGUUGAGUGCCUGAUCAGUUAUUAUUAUUAGUAUUUUUUUUUAAUUCAGACCUAUCCUGGAGCUGGAGAUUGAAAAACGGGCAUACUUACAAAGCACUGCAGUAGGAACCUGAUACAGAAAUUCAAUUUUACAUCUUAACAAAAUGGUUCACAAACAGUAGAGAAAAAAAAGAAACACCACCUGAUUUUGUAUUUGUCUUUUGAAUUAGACAUGACACAAGUUUCUAAACAUUUAAUUGUAUCUAUAGUAACAGCAGCCACCCUUGCCCCUAUUGGAGUGAAUUGUUUAUUGCAUUGUAUUUUAUAUGAGAAAAACAUGUCCACUGACUUAAAACAAGUCCAUUGAUAGCACUGCCAGUAUUGAUGACUGCUUACUAAACAUACAGACCCUUAACAUUAAAUGUGUUGAAUUAAAAACUAUUUAGUUUAGAGUUCAAACAGGAUAGGUGGUAAACCUAUGAGAAAACAUGAUUUGUAUAAUAUACAUCAUACAAUUAUGCAAGCAGUAGUUCUUGGUCGUUCCUGACAAAUCUUUUUCUCUAAUGGACUUGCCAAGCAUAAUAAUCUGCAAUGAGGUAUAAUAUUUUAAACAUGUUCAAAAGUAUGUUUGUAUGAAUAGCCUAAGCUUGGAUUUGUUUUAAAAAGUCUGUAGUGAGACAGAACUUUCAGAAGGGGUUUAGGUAAAAAAAAACAUAACAAAACAAUAAAAGCAAUCAUAUUUAUCAAUGGAGAAUUUCCUGGCCCAAUCUCUUGUCACCAAGGGAGAAAUGCUGUUUCUGUUUGACAGGUAGGAUUGCUUCAACUGAUGAGUUUCAAAGGAAUAUGGAUGGGGCACCUAUGAUAACCCCAGCACCAAGCUUACCUACAGUAUUAUACUUGUUACAGGUAAUCCGAAAGGAUUUAUUUUCAAGAACUUCAAUGUCUUUUUUAGUAUCAGAAGAUUUGAAAACCUUGCAGUGUUAUCAUUAUGAAAUAUGGGCCCUGUAUGCUCCAGGUUUUGUUUUAGUGUAGAUUUCCAAAAUAAGGUAAAAUAAAAAUGUGAUUCUAAGGCAGCAUGAACAGGAACUUGACUUUUAAAGUUCCAAUACAAAAUUUACUACAG
This is a messenger RNA of Acipenser ruthenus (sterlet), 5043 nucleotides long. Its product is annotated as rho GTPase-activating protein 24-like. Bases 189 to 2624 code for a protein of 811 amino acids. The transcript is spliced from 10 exons. The record is from RefSeq and is a predicted model, not a curated record. NCBI's taxonomy places the organism in Eukaryota, Metazoa, Chordata, Actinopteri, Acipenseriformes, Acipenseridae. Gene Ontology annotation, cellular component: focal adhesion. Gene Ontology annotation, biological process: negative regulation of Rac protein signal transduction; activation of GTPase activity; signal transduction. Gene Ontology annotation, molecular function: GTPase activator activity.